UGCCAGGUUGCAAGAGCUUCACACUGCAGCUCUGUCCGGCCAGCGGCAGAGGGGAUGUCCUACUAACUCCACCAAAACUUUCUAGAAACUCAGUCAACAGAAAAAACACUGACUGACAAAAGUGUCGCAACUCGCCUCACUCCUGUUUUAAUGAAACUUUAACUACUUUAUGUGUGUUUUUUUUUUUGUUGGUCUUUUUUUAACUAAAACAGAGGCAGUCUGCACAUCCACUUUGAUAACUCCUGAAUGAGCCGGGUCACGUUUGCGUAGAGCUUUUUCCCCCCUUUUAUUUUAAUUUUUUUACGUUGGGAUAAAGCUUUUCUUUAUCAUUUAAGACUCGUGAUGGCUGUCCUGUCACUAGCGCUACUACUUGUAGGAUUUGUAUUGACUUCAGCUGACAAGGCUGGUGAAGUAGAUAGAGAGGACCAGCUGAGGAGCCGGCUGAAGGAAUACGGCCUCGUCACUCCCUUCAGCACCGACUCUCAUGGACACUACCUAUCACACCUGCUCUCUGCCACUCACAAGCAGCGCGUCAAGAGGGAGGUGUUUUCUUCUGGUGAAUCCGAACAGAAACUUUUCUUCAACAUCUCCGCCUUUGGGAAGGAGUUUCACCUUCGUCUGCGCCCAAACAACAGGUUGGUGGCUCCAGGUGCGAUGGUGGAGUGGCACGAUGAGGUCCAAGGCUUUGGGAACGUCAGCGACAGCGCUGAAGAUGCCAGUACAGGCGUCAACCAGACUGAACCCACCAGCGGGACAGAGAGGAUACUGCAUCGUGAGCUGCUAAAGACAGACUGCACCUUUAUCGGUGACAUCACAGACGUCCCUGGGGCUGCGGUUGCCAUUAACAACUGUGACGGACUGGCUGGGAUGAUCCGCACUGACUCAGAUGAGUACUUCAUCGAGCCGUUGGAGAGAGGCGCUCAGGAGCUGGAGGACCAGGGCAGGGUCCACGUGGUUUACCGCAGGUCGGCUCUGCUGCAGACCCCAUCCGACAUUUCUGUGGACUACCAGAUACAAGAACCAGAUCUGGAUGUACCCGGGACUCUCGACUCUGUGGCCCGGCAGGUCAAUGAGACUGUCCGCCACCGUCGCCGCCGAGACGCCGGAGAGGACGACUACAACAUUGAAAUCCUGCUGGGAGUUGAUGACUCGGUGGUUCGAUUUCACGGCAAGGAGCACGUGCAGAACUACCUCCUCACUCUCAUGAAUAUCGUGAACGAGAUUUACCAUGACGAGUCACUGGGAGUCCACAUCAACGUGGUCCUGGUGAGGAUGAUCAUGCUGGGGUAUGCCAAGUCCAUCAGCCUCAUUGAAAGAGGCAACCCAUCACGGAGCCUGGAGAAUGUGUGCCGCUGGGCGUUUGUGCAACAGAAAGGCGAUCCUGAUCAUGCCGAACACCACGACCACGCAAUUUUCCUCACUCGCCAAGGUUUCGGCCCCACUGGGAUGCAGGGUUAUGCUCCAGUCACAGGAAUGUGCCACCCAGUCCGGAGCUGCACCCUCAACCAUGAAGACGGCUUCUCCUCAGCCUUCGUUGUGGCUCACGAGACUGGACAUGUAUUGGGCAUGGAGCACGACGGCCAAGGCAACCGCUGUGGGGACGAAACGGCAAUGGGAAGCGUGAUGGCUCCUCUGGUGCAGGCGGCCUUCCAUCGAUACCAUUGGUCCAUGUGCAGCGGACAGGAGCUGAAGAGAUACAUCCACACGUAUGACUGUCUGCUGGAUGACCCCUUCAAACACGAUUGGCCGCAGCUUCCUGAACUUCCUGGCAUCAACUACUCGAUGGAUGAGCAGUGUCGGUUUGACUUUGGAGUGGGCUAUAAGAUCUGCACUUCAUUUCGUACAUUUGACCCAUGUAAACAGCUGUGGUGCAGUCACCCGGACAACCCUUACUUCUGCAAAACCAAGAAGGGGCCUCCUCUCGAUGGGACGGAGUGCGCUCCUGGAAAGUGGUGCUACAAAGGUCACUGCAUGUGGAAAAACCCUAAUCAGGUCAAGCAAGACGGCACCUGGGGCUCCUGGAGCAAAUAUGGCUCCUGCUCGCGCUCCUGUGGAACUGGAGUUCGCUUCCGCACACGUCAGUGCAACAACCCAGCGCCCUCCAAUGGCGGCCAGGACUGCCCAGGAAUAAACUACGAGUUUCAGCUGUGCAACACUGACGACUGCCCCAAGCACUUCGAAGAUUUCCGAGCCCAGCAGUGCCAGCUCCGCAACUCCCACUUUGAGUUUCAAAAUGCCAAACACCAUUGGCUGCCCUACGAGCAUCCUGACACCAACAAGAGAUGCCACUUGUACUGCCAGUCAAAGGAGACAUUAGACGUGGCGUACAUGAAGCAGUUGGUGCACGAUGGGACACGAUGCUCCUACAAAGAUGCCUACAGUAUCUGUGUGCGUGGAGAAUGUGUGAAAGUUGGCUGUGACAGAGAGAUUGGCUCCAUCAAAGUUGAGGACAAAUGUGGCGUUUGUGGUGGGGAUAAUUCCCACUGCCGCACAGUUAAAGGAACCUUCACCCGAACACCAAAGAAAGCUGGUUACCUUAAGAUGUUUCUCAUUCCUCCUGGAGCUAGACAUGUGAUCAUCCAAGAACAUGAGGCCUCCCCUCAAAUUCUUGCAAUCAAGAACCAGGCAACGGGGCAUUACAUUCUCAAUGGAAAAGGAGAGGAGGUCAAGUCCAGAAGCUUCAUUGACUUGGGCGUGGAGUGGCACUACAUUAUGGAGGACGACGUGGAGACGCUGCACACUGACGGACCUCUUCAUGACCCCGUGGUGGUUCUGAUUAUACCCAAGGACAAUGAAACACGGUCUACUUUAAUGUAUAAAUACAUUAUCCAUGAAGAUUCAGUGCCUGUCAACAACAACAAUGUCAUCCAGGAGGACACGUAUGAGUGGGCUCUGAAGAGCUGGUCUCCUUGUUCCAAGCCUUGUGCAGGAGGGUUUCAGUAUACCAAAUAUGGCUGCCGAAAGAAAGGAGACACCAAGAUGGUCCAUCGAGGUUACUGCGACGCCAGCAAGAAGCCAAAGCCCAUCCGCAGGAUGUGUAACCUUCAGGACUGCACGCAGCCUCAAUGGAUCUCAGAGGAAUGGGAGCAUUGUACCAAAACCUGUAGCAGCCUGGGCUUUCAGAUCCGGACCGUUCGCUGCGUGCAGUCCCUCCACGAAGGCACCAACCGCUCUGUCCACAGCAAGUACUGCAGCGGGGAGAAGCCAGAGAGCCGGAGGCCCUGUAACAGAGUCCCAUGUCCUGCCCAGUGGAGGACCGGAGCGUGGUCAGAGUGCUCUGUGACCUGUGGAGAGGGGAUGGAGAGGCGUCUGGUCACUUGCCGGAUUGGAGAUCAAUGUAAUGGAGAAAAACCUGAAACUGUGAGACCAUGCAGAACGGGACCCUGCCAUGAUGAGCCCUGUAAUGGCGACAAAUCCAUCUUCUGCCAAAUGGAGGUUCUAGCGCGAUACUGCUCUAUUCCAGGCUACAACAAACUGUGCUGUGACUCCUGCAGCAAGCGCAUUGGAGCUCUGUCUCUGUUCUCAGAGGCGGCUGAGACGGAGGAGCACGGCCGCUUUGGAUCAGCCUCCCAGCUGCUAGAGACAUUAACAGCCUCUGUAGCGGCCAACAACACUCGCAGUGGUAAACAAGGCUCAGGCAGAGGAUCCACCACAUCAGGCAAUGCUGCGAAACACGUCACCACCCCUGACCCGCUUAAGAAAACCCAAUCAAAGAUCACUACAGCACCAAGGCGGGUUCCACGACACAUGGGUCUCACUGGCAGGAAGCUGCCCGCUAUGGCACCAUCCCCACUGGCAGAUCAUACUGAGUGUCAAAGGUCGAGCAGCUUGACAGAUAGUGGGUGGCCUACAGCAUAUUCUGAAGUGGAGAGAUGAAAGUGACGCCCUUCCCCUUCAGAACUCUUAAUGUACAGUAGAUAAUCCAGCUUCAUCCUGAGUCUUCUCACGCCAAAAACACCACAGACAGAGAAACAGAGAGAGAGAAAGAAAAGUGCUGGUUCACUUUGUUGUCAAGAAUUUCCCUUUUGACCCUGAUAUUGACUUCAAAUAUGACUGACGUUUUACAGAGAGUAUUCGGACUUAAACAGCUGUGUUGCUUUACUUUCAUACUUUAUAUUGAGAGGAGAAAAAAUUACAAUAAUUUCAAGGUAAAGGGGCAUAUGGUCCGAAGGGAAUUUUCAUCCGUGUCAAAUGAAAAGCUUAAUAAAACACAGCUUCGUAGUUCAUAGUGAAUAACUUUAGUGAUACAAAAUAGUCAAAGGACAGAUUAAUAUUCAAAAGAAGCAUCUGUUCUGCUAUACUGGCUCCAAACUUUUAACAUCUCAGUAUUACAAAGAAAUAGUUGCUUAAAUCCAACCAAACUCUUGAUUUUUUUGACCCAACAAGUAUUCUUUGAAUUCACCUACAGUGUCACAACUGAGGUGAGAGGUGCAGAAAGGUGUCUGCAUUUCCCCUCUGAUUGGUCUUUUCUCUGGUCUUGUCAUUUAGUGUGUGUCUGCAGAGCGUUGCAGCGGGUCCUCCAGCAAACGCUCAGCAGACGGCGAGAGAGAAAAUGUCAACAGGUGCAGUCAUUACAGCUGACUCAAUUUGUGAAAAUUCACAAAAAUAGAUACAGGAAUUGGUGCAGAAAUACAGGUUGCACUUCAUGCCACAACACAACUUGAGCUUAAAUAGUUACAUUCACCAUGUUGUUAAUCUUUAGGUGACUCCAAGAUGCUUUGCGUUUGAUUAACAGCCUCGCUUAAACGGCAUGUGACAACUAAUAAAACACCUCCUUGUCAGAUCUCUAGACUGUCACCUUUGACCUGGAUGGGAAGUUUAGUGUGCUAUGAAUUUGAAGUGGAAGUUGAUGGACAAAAAGUUCUAAAACAGAUCAUUUGAUUCAGCUGAAAAUCCCCUUUUACUUGAAUGUUACAAACUGCCAUUUUUCUUGCCAAAUGUGUAUGAAACUUGACUUACAGAGAACUGUUCCAGUACUUGAGGAGUCACUGCAUAUACAAAAUCAAACACCGGACUUUAUAUGGCCGCAUAUGGAAAGUGGCCAGAGAUGAACCAGUGAAAACCAUAAGGAAAAUGGUUUUAGUUGUAUAGAUUUUUUUUUAUAUCCAGCAAUCUCCUUUAAAUGGCGCUCUACAGUUUCUAUGGAAAUGGGUAUUUAUAAAGGUUCCUGUAAAUACUGUACAUGAAAAUAUCAGUAUUAUUUUAAGAAGCUGAGGAUACUUUCAAACACCCUUUUAAUCAAUCAAGUCAAUUUUAUUUAUAUAGCCCAAUAUCAUGAAUCACAAAUUUGCCUCAAGGGGCUGUACAAUCUGUACAGCAUCCUCAGACCCUCGAUUCGGAUAACCCCUUUAACCAGGGAAAAAGUGGAAGAAACCUCAGGGAGAGCAACAGAGGGAUCCCUCUCCCAGGAUGGACAGACAUGCAAUAGAAGUUGUGUGUACUGAAUAGACCAACGUAAAAUUACAGUAUGGACAAUCAGGAUGACAAAAUGAUAGAUAGUCAUAGUCAAACAUAUAUGAAGAAUGGAUCUGGGAGGACGUCAAGCAACUUCAGGUGCUGCCAAACAGACCUAAGCCACACGACCUCCUGUCCACCAUGGAGACCUGGAAAGAGGACAGACUACACAAACACACAAGAGGCAAAUUAGAAUAACAAAGAUUAUUCCUAAUGUUUACCUUUUUAGCAGCGGUGUUAAAUUGACACUCUAAAUGCUGGUGCAAGGUUCUCUGGGGGCGUUUUUAAAAGAAUAGUUCAACAUUUUGAGAAAUACGCUUUCAUACCACUGUCAUAUCUGUACGGUAAAUAUGAAGCUUCAGCCAGGAGAUGUUAGCUUAGCUUAGCAUAGCAUAAAAAUUGGAAGCAGGGGGGACUGCUAGCCUGGCUCUGUCCAAAGUUCAAAAGUAUGCCUACCAACAGCUCUAAUGCUCAGUAAUUAAUAUGUUAUAUCUCGUUUGUUUAAUCUGCACAAAACGAAACAUAAAGAUUUUGUUACCUUUGGACAGAGCCAGGCUAGCCAUUUCUCCUGGUUUCUAGUGGUUGUGCCGUCUCCUGGCUGUCAUUUCAUGUUUAACAUUACAGACAAGAGUGAUAUCGAUCUUCUCCUGUAACAUUUGGCAAGAAAGCAAGUAAGCACAUUUCCCAAAAUGUCCAAUUAUUCAUUGAAGAAGCAUCUUAUACACGUUGCUUCAUCCCAAUCUUUACCUGUUUCUGAAUCAGAUGUUUGAGUGGUGCUUGACCUUUUUGACUCUUUGUAUUUCCCUCCUUGUGAAAGUUUUUGCUCAGAAAGGUUGAAGUUGUUAGAUCAAAGAAGGGAACUAAGUAGGGAAAAUAUUUAACAAAUGUUCUCAAUACUGUAUAUUAUAUACAGCGGGCUCUUGUUAGCUUGAACUUCUUAAAGAAGUGAAAAUUUCACCAUGCAACUGAAAUGUGUUUUGAAAUUUUUACUUUGAUGUGACCAUGAAAGACUCAAACACUCAUCUUGAAAUGCUGUUUCAUGUUGGAUUUGCAGAUUAUUUUUAUAGUGACAUAUAUAUGCUAUCAAACUUACAAACACUUAAAGCUUCAUUAAGCGUUUUUUGACCACUAGGGAGCAGAAAGACUCCCAAACAAACUCACAGUACCACAGUCCAGAUGUACCUAUUCACCUAUGUUACUGUUAGCAAACAGUGGCAUAUUUACACAUCCAGCGGAAACAGAGCUAUCCCACUGAGUCAUGCUUCUGUCCACCUGAUGAAUGUAAGUCCAGUAUUAACUUUUGGUCUUUACCAACUCCUGAGAGAAAUAUGUCUCUUCAGCUGCUAGAUGUUCCACUUUCCUCACCAGCUACUUGUUUAUUUCAGCUCUCUGCUGUUUGGUGCUGGCUUACAUACACUCAGCUUUUUGAUUUAACUUGGGGAGUUGACGAGAGCCAAACCAAUGUGCUGUAAGUUGUGUAGUGUUGCAGAGUUGGGUGUUAACUCUCAGUGGGUUCAGAGGAAUGAGCAACCCUUUCACAUUACACACAGUCAUUUUAUCCAAUUUUAAUAUCAAAAAUCUCGCUUAAUGGAGCUUUAAACUCAUUACACUCUGUCACAUUCAGUCUGAACAAGGUUGUAUUGUACAUUUUGUGUUUGCAGGAACAAGGCCUCAUUGUAAGCACAAUAAGCUGGACUUUCAAAAAAGUUUUACUGAUUGUGGAACAUGUUUUUGUUUCCAAAGUAUUUCCUAAAUGGCUUUUUUACGGUGGAAGAAGGUUCAGGAGAGAGAAAGCUAUUUUUUAAAGGAUUUCCUCACAACCACCAUGCAUCUGACUGCAAUAGCAAAGACACAGUUUUGUGUUUUCAGCAAAGAAAUAGCUCGCAACUAUUCACACUCACUCCUGUGUGCCAAUGUAUAGUACAUGUAUAUAGCAUUGAGUACAUAAAUAUUUAUUGAAAGUUAAAGGGUUCUGCUUUGUUUUUACAGUAUGUGCGGUGCCAGCUGUUCAAUAAGCUGCAGCAGAAUAACCAUUGAAAACUGAUCACAUUCAUGACAACCUUAUUUUUUCAUCCAGAUUUUCAAAUUUGAAAUGGAUUUCUACUUUUUAACAUUGUGAUAGACUAGAAAUGACAUUGUUUUUUGCAAACAAUUAGAUGUAAAUAUACAUGCUCAAUUUUGAGAUGUUUUACUUGUCAGAAAGCUGUCUUUUCACAGCUGUUUUGUAGAAGUUGUUAACAGAGCUGUUACAUCACAGCGACAUGUACUGACCAGACAAAUGCUAUAUUUUUAACCAAUAAAACAUAGUGUAGUACCAGUAAAAUGGUUUUUAUGCUGUUUGUAGUUGUCAGUAUUGUCUAGCCAUUUUACAUUUUCCUCCCCUGUUCUUUUCACAUCCUUUACUUGCUGCCUAUAUAACAUUGCUGCUAAUGUUAUACAGAGCUUGUAUUGAUAAAUAGGGUAGUUGUAGAUGUUACAUUGACAAUCCCUGAGCCUCAGACAGAUAUUACUGCAUAGGAUUCUCCAUGUACUGUAUCAAUACCCCUGUGCUAUCCAAGCAUUGAAGUAUAUUGAUUGUCAUGACUGUCAGUCACUCUCUGCUCUAUUUGCUUUUCUAUGUAUUUGUGUAGAUUGAAGUGUACACUACUGAUGCUGUUUGUUGUAAUGGGGAGCACAUAGCAAUAAAAGACAAUUAACUACUCUCUCUA
This is a messenger RNA of Siniperca chuatsi (mandarin fish), 8162 nucleotides long. RefSeq names its product ADAM metallopeptidase with thrombospondin type 1 motif, 3 (gene adamts3). Gene Ontology annotation, biological process: proteolysis; extracellular matrix organization. NCBI's taxonomy places the organism in Eukaryota, Metazoa, Chordata, Actinopteri, Centrarchiformes, Sinipercidae. The record is from RefSeq and is a predicted model, not a curated record. Gene Ontology annotation, cellular component: extracellular matrix. Gene Ontology annotation, molecular function: metalloendopeptidase activity. The coding region runs from base 343 to 3876 and encodes 1177 amino acids. The transcript is spliced from 22 exons.